AAUGUCAAUCUGAGCAAGGGAGUCCCAAAUAAUCUAAAGCAAUCUGUAAGGACCUGACCUUAGUCCAUCCAGAUCAAUAGGGAAGUGCGGGUGGAAAGAAGAAGAAGAGGAAGAAAUCAGGGGCGCAACCGGAUCGUUUACACUGGCUGUUCCCGAGGAAAUAUAGACUUCCCCCGCGCGCACCUUUUGUUGCUCACAUGCUCACACUGUAAAAGUGGAUAUCGAGGCAAUUCCCCUGUUUUGUGCGACUGCAGCAGACUUUCCCCCCCUUUUCCUGCCACCAUGUCGUUCCCUCAGCUGGGAUAUCAGUACAUCCGACCGAUAUACCCUCCGGAGCGCCAAGGGAUCGCCAGCAGCGGCCGCGCCGGGACGGAGCUCAGUCCGUCCGGCGCGCUCUCCAACGUCCUCUCCACCAUGUACGGAUCUCCGUUCGCCGCGGCGGCGCAGGGCUACGGCGCCUUUCUCCCCUACUCCAACGACAUCUCCAUUUUCAACCAACUGAAUGCUCAGUACGAACUGAAAGACAGUCCCGGUGUCCAGCACCCAGGGUUCGCCCACCAUCACCCUGCUUUUUACCCAUAUGGCCAAUAUCAGUUCGGUGACCCGUCCAGACCCAAAAACGCCACAAGGGAGAGCACCAGCACCCUGAAGGCCUGGCUCAGCGAGCACCGCAAGAACCCGUACCCCACCAAGGGCGAGAAGAUCAUGCUGGCCAUCAUCACCAAGAUGACCCUCACCCAGGUGUCCACGUGGUUCGCCAACGCCAGGAGGCGGCUAAAGAAGGAGAACAAGAUGACCUGGACCCCCCGGAACCGCACGGACGAAGAGGGGAAUGUUUACGGCAGCGACCAUGAGGGGGAGGAGGGGGACAAGAGGGAGGACGAGGAGGAGAUCGACUUGGAGAACAUCGACACGGAGAAUAUUGAGAACAAGGACGACCUGGACGACCAGGAUGACCUGCACUCAGACAUGAAACUGGACGCGAGGAGUGACUCUGAGAUUUCAGACGGCUAUGAGGAUUUACAAGGGCCCGACCAGAGGUUUCUAAAAGCGGUGGGCAAAGAUGGGAAGGACGCGGAGCGGGGAGGGGAGCACUUCCACAGCCACCACCACCACCACCACCACCACUCUCCCUUGGAAAUCAAAGCGUCCCAGGCGAACGGCGAGCCGCUCAAACUGAACUCGGCGUCCCUGAACUCGCCGCCCUCGGAAAACAACGCGGCCCCGGCCCAGAAACCAAAGAUCUGGUCUUUGGCAGAGACGGCCACGGCCCCCGACAACCCGCGCAAGUCGCCGCAAAUGAACGGCAGCAACGCCGCAGCGCCGGCCGCCCAGACCAUAAUCGCCCCCCACAGACUCAUCUCCUCUUGUCCCGUUGGGAAAAUCCAGAACUGGACGAACCGAGCCUUCUCGGCACACCAGCUGGCUUUACUGAACUCCAAUCAUUAUCUGGGACUGGCGAACCAGGCCACUGCCACCGGCCUGGCCCUCUACAGCAGCAGGCACACGGAAGACAAGAGUCAUAGUUCAGAGACUCCAGUCACAGGUACAUGUCCCCGUCCCUGAGACGCGCAUGUAGAAAUUACUCCAAAAGACAAAGACAUUAGUCCAUUUCCCGUCGUUCAUUUAUGUUAUUUUAGACCUCAUUUGCCUGUUCAUGGGUUUGUUUUCUCUCUAGGCCACACAGAUGAACAGUGUUACUAUGUUAGAGCUUACAAUGUGUGUGUGAGUGUGUGUGUGUGUGUGUGUGUGUAGCUGCUUAUGGAAACAUCACCAGAAAGCAAUUACUAAAACGUUCAAUUGGGUAAAACUCGUUUUUAUUUUUUUGUGCCCCAUCUCUAUUAUAUUACAUAGUCCACAUGGCAGGAGGCGUGUGUGUUUGUAUUUAUUAUUGCUUUACUUAAUUCCCCCUCAAUCCAGUAAACCAACAAGUCUUUUUUUUUUAAACACAGAGUUUGCUGAAACCCAGGAUGGGCUCAACAAUAGUCUGUUUACUUAGCACAGUUUCAUUUUCAUCGCCACAGUUUUUCAGAGAGAUCUUAGUGCCUUGGAUGCAGAGGAAAAGUUGUUAAGCAGCGUUCCACCCAGUUCAAAGACAGAGAGGCUGUCAGUUGAAUGACAUUUGGGAAUUUUUCUUUUGAUGCCAUAUCACGUUUUUUUCCUCUUUAAAUGCCAUAUUUACCCAAAUUAGCUUUUAUUCCAAGAUUUGUUUUUCUCCCCGUGUGUGCGCUUGUGUUAUUUCGUCAGGGCCUGUGUUACACUUACUUGUUUGGUCAUGCAAAUGAGCUCAAUGCAAAUUCAGUACAGGCUCGUUUUGAAAGGCAAUUGUCACUUUUAUAUCACUUUGUGUUUUAGCUCUUCGCGAGGCUAUUAUUAGUGUUGUUUUUAAAUACAUCUUUAUUAUUAUUUUUGUUUUAUCCCGGUGUAUUCCAGGCCUCAGAACCAACUAGACGCAGCAAUGGUUCGUUCGGCUCGCUCCUCUCCACAACCCCCUCACAUCACCCCCCACCACCCCUAAUCUUAAUUUGAAUAUGGAAUGUAAAAUAAGAAUAAUACAUCUCUGUAUACUUACAUUGUAAGCAUGUCCUGUGUAAAACUGCUAAUGUAAUAAUGUAUGAACCUGUAGUCUGUGAGUUUCUUUUCUUUUUGUAAGUUCUGUGAGGAUUUGAUGUUCAAAUGUUUUGUAUAUAAAGUUAAGAAUAUGUACAUACUUGUGAACCAAAUUGUACAAGAAAGUCUAUAUUUUGGCUAAUAAAUGAACUGCUGCAACUUUAAA
Messenger RNA from Betta splendens (Siamese fighting fish), 2776 nucleotides. It is a transcript of the gene irx3a, whose product is annotated as iroquois homeobox 3a. The record is from RefSeq and is a predicted model, not a curated record. Gene Ontology annotation, cellular component: nucleus. The transcript is spliced from 2 exons. The coding region runs from base 283 to 1566 and encodes 427 amino acids. Gene Ontology annotation, molecular function: DNA-binding transcription factor activity, RNA polymerase II-specific; RNA polymerase II cis-regulatory region sequence-specific DNA binding. NCBI's taxonomy places the organism in Eukaryota, Metazoa, Chordata, Actinopteri, Anabantiformes, Osphronemidae. Gene Ontology annotation, biological process: cell development; neuron differentiation; regulation of transcription by RNA polymerase II.